UCUCCGCCCGAACCGCCGCGCGGCCGGAUCCGGUCAGCGCUGGCGUCACGCCCCACUCCGCCCUGCCCGGUGCCUGCCUAACCUAAUGCGGUCCGACGCGCGCCCCCACUCCCCCGCCCGAUCCAUCGCGCCCGCCUCGCUGACCUUGCGGUGGAAGGGGACGGAGGAGACGCGGCCUCCUCCCGGUUGCAGUCUCCCACUUUCCGCCGCUGCCCAUCCCUUUCUUUCUCCCCGCGAGCCGAUUCCUACUAAGCCGCAGAGAGAAACAGAGGCACCCCUUCUCUUUGCGCAUUUUGCUAGCUCGGAUCCUGCCGCUCCCGGCCACCAAGCCAUCCUCUUCUCUCUAGGCCUCGACUGUUCUUGAGUCCCCUGAUCACCAGCCCGGUCGCCCCUUUCGCUUGCUUGUUUAGGAAUCCUUGCCGUAGCCAGCCCCCUCCUUGUUCCGAGCAAUUUCUGCUCAAACACGCGACCUGUUGGCUCAUAAACAGUGAAAAAAACCCGACCUUUUCGGAGUAGCAAGCUUUCAUCUCCCCAAAUUUUCUUCUUUUGGUCAAUCUUUUCCGGGCUUCCAGGUUUCAGCACCAGAAAGCCCCUUUUACCGAUCUUUCUGUCCGAUCACUGCAGUUUAAGCUUCAAGAAGCUCCUUUUGAGAAAAUCCAGUAUUUGGUCAGCUGUUGAGCUCAAGCAGUAGCUUCAGUAAAGAUCCCCAUGUCAAGAGCUCCUUCGAAACCGUUGCUAAGGGCCUAGCUAUCCUUACUCCAAUUUGGCCUGCUCGUGCUGCGAAAUUUCGGUUCGUUUUGGGCUUCCGCGCCAUGGACGGCCUCCCCGACGCGGACGCGGCGCCGUUGGCGGCCGCGCCGCCGCAGAAGCGCGACGAGUGGAGCGAGAGCGGCAUCGUGCGGCUGCUCGAGGCCUACGAAGCCAAGUGGCUGUUGCGGAACCGCGCCAAGCUCAAGUGGAGCGACUGGGUCGACAUCGCCCGCGAGGUGUCCGCGCAUUGCGCCGAGGACGCUGCGGCCACGGGGAAGCCCGGCGGCAACAGCGCCAAGACCCCCAACCAGUGCAAGAACAAGAUCGAGUCGAUGAAGAAGCGGUACCGGGCGGAGUCCGCUGCCGUGGCGCGCGCAGGCCCCGCCGCUGCUGGUUCGUCGUGGCGGUUCUUUGUCCGCAUGGACGGGCUGCUCAAAGGGCCGGCCGGCUGUUCCGGUCUGGUGCAACAGACAGAGUUGAGUAACAGUAUUGACCUGCGAGCUCCGGCGAAAGCAGAGGCCGAGGUCGAAGCAGAUUUCGCCGCGCAGUUGCCGGACGCAGGCCCAUGUGCUUUCUCUGAUCUGAUGAACAUAGAUGACAAUGGCUCUGUCCCGGAGAAAGCGGAGAAGGUUGGCAACAGCGUACAGAAGGAGAGCAGGGCUGCAGAGAGCGACGCCAACGUGAGCUCUCCGCGGAGUAAGGUGGCGAACGAGGACGUCGAGGAGGAGGACAAGGUCUGUGACCUGCCCAAGAAGAGGAAGAGCACGGAGUUUGAUAUAGCGAAGAGCAUCGAGUUGCUGGCUAGCUCGUUCUUGAAGAUUGAGCACGCCAAAAUGGAGAUGUUCAGGGAGACAGAGAGGAUGAGGGUUGAAGCUGAGAUUAAGAAGGGGGAGAUGGAGCUCAAGAGAACAGAGAUCAUGGCCAAAACGCAGUUGCAGAUUGCUAAGCUUUUUGCAAAGAGAUUAAAGGAGUGCAGUGGCAAGACUGGUGGUAGUUCGUCAGUAACUGCUGAAGUGGACACCCGUACCAAGAAAGGCGAGAAUGGUUCAGGAUAAUGGACUUCGCGUGGCAGCUGAUUCUCUCCUAGAAGCAGGUCGUUAGUUCUCCUUGGUAUUGCACUGUUCCUGUGCACCAAAUGUAUGUGUUUGAUUGAUCCAAGUUCACCGUGCGUGAAGAAAUAGUUAGCUGUAAAAUUAAAAUGCAAUAAUGGACGCAAAUAUAUGAUUGUUUCCCCCUUAGUGGGAUUACAGAAGCAAUUUUGGAAUCAA
Phragmites australis (common reed) is the source of this 2018-nucleotide messenger RNA. Its product is annotated as trihelix transcription factor ENAP1-like. Gene Ontology annotation, molecular function: transcription cis-regulatory region binding. The record is from RefSeq and is a predicted model, not a curated record. The transcript has 2 exons. Lineage: Eukaryota; Viridiplantae; Streptophyta; Magnoliopsida; Poales; Poaceae. Gene Ontology annotation, cellular component: nucleus. Bases 813 to 1805 code for a protein of 330 amino acids.